Molecule: messenger RNA, 1230 nt
Organism: Triticum dicoccoides
Lineage: Eukaryota; Viridiplantae; Streptophyta; Magnoliopsida; Poales; Poaceae
Exons: 2
Coding region: 226-978 (250 amino acids)
Source: RefSeq, a predicted model, not a curated record
GAUACAUUCGUACACAUGGAUCAAUCUGGUUGGUGAACAAUUAAGUAGGGACAAGUACAAAUAGAUGGACUAAUUAGUUGGUUAGGGAGCCCAGUUGGACCCCCGCGUCGCCCUCCUCUGGCGGCACGGGGGGAACGCAUCCGCCGCCGCCAGGAACCCCCCUGCACCCGCCACCGCUGCGCCGCCGCCGGAGGGCCGGCCGGCGAAGCCGUGCCGCGCCCCGGGAUGGUGGCGGCAGGGCGGAUCCGUCCCCCAUGCGCUUCCCCCUCCCCGCCCCGCGGAUCCACCAGCCGCCGCCGGGACGCGCCAAACCCCGCCCGCUUCCGCCGCGUUGCCGUCGGUGGGCUGACCGGCGAGGCCGCGCCACGCCCCAGGAUGCUGCCGCCGGCCGGAUUCGUCCCCCGCGUGACUCCCCCACCCCCGGCCCCGCGUCCUCCCCGCCCCCACCCUGGCUCUGGCGCGGGCGCCACUCCUCCUAGCGCUGUUGCACGUCCCUGCCUGACGCCCUCCCCAGCAGACCUUCCCUCCACCCUCCGCGGUGAGGCCAUGCCCUGCUGGUGCGACUGGUCGUGGGUUGGGUGCGGGAUCUGCGGCCAGUCGCGGGGGUGUUCGCAGUCUGCCUUCCUGCAGGCGGCCCCCUCCUAUCCGGCGGCCCUCUCCUUCCCAAGCUGCGGUGAUGGCUCAUGCGCGGAGGCAACGAAGAUCCAAUGCUCGUGGAUCCGGAGGAGGUGCCACCCUCCGACGGCAGGUGCAGCCCGCCAACCCCCCUUCCGACAUGGCGGCUCCGAUCAGCGUUGGCUUCCUCAUCCUCGUUUCCAGAUUCGGCGGCUAUGGGAUUGCUUAGCCUCAGGCCAAGGAGAAAUCAGUGCUCGGUUUGCCGAUGCUGGUAACGACGACGUCUGCAGAUGUCGUUUCCUCCUUGGAGGCGUUGUCAAGGCCCUCGGCUGCGCCCCUCUUCGAGCUCAGGGGAAACCCUAGGCCCGGUUCCUCCGGACCGGAUGGCGACGGUGUCUCGGCGUCGUAUUCCUUCUUGAAGGCACCAUCUUGUUUGCUCGCGGUGUCCUCGGUCUUGGCUCUGGCGAUGUUGGUGACCUUGUUGGUUCGAGUUUGCCGCUCUUUGUUUGGAUUUGGUAGGUUUAGCUGUGUUGUAUCCUCUCUUCGGGCUGAGCAUCCCUUGUCUUUCUGUUGGAAAUAUGCCCUAGAGGCAAUAAUAAAUUGAUUAUUAUUAUA